AUGUCAAAUAGAUAUAUUGAUGAAAAUGGUAUAGAAUAUGAAUACGAAGAAGUCGAAGUAGAGGUUGAUGAGGAUGGUAAUGAAAUUGAUCCACCACAAUAUGGAAGUGAAACUAUAGUAAUACCCAAUGGCACAAAUUUUCUAGAUUUACCAACGACAACUAAAACAUAUACAAAUAAUUAUAGUUAUAAUAAUACACACAAUAUCGAACCAGAGGAAGAAGAAGUAGAAGAGGAGGAGGAAGAAGAGGAAGAGGUGGAGGAGGAAGAAGAAGAAGGGGAAGAGGAAGAGCCUAAUGGAGAGGAAAAUGGUAAUAAUCAACAAAACUAUCACAAUAAACAACAUAAACAGCAUCAUAGAAAUAGUGACGAUGAUGACGAUGAAGUCGAGUUUGAAGAAGACGAAAGUAGAGUCGAUGAAAUCGAGCCAAUUCUUAAAUAUAAUAGAUUAGGUCAUGGUAUUACAGAAAUUUUAAAGAAGGAUUCAGCUAGUUGUAUGGCAAUUCAUCCAAAGUUUUUAGUUUUAGGUACACAUUGGGGUUCAGUUACCAUCCACGAUUUUGAUGGCAAUGAAAUUAAAAGAUAUGAUACCCAAAAUUCAACUAUAACAGAAAUUGUCAUUGAUCCAAAAGGAGAUUAUAUUGCAUCAUGUUCAGAAGAUGGUAAAGUUGUUAUAAAUCCAUUUGAUAAAUCUGGUGAACAAUUUAUUUAUAAUUAUACUAGACCAAUUACAGCAAUUGCAUUGGAUCCAGAAUUUGCAUCAAAAAAUACAAGACAAUUUGUAUCAGGUGGUAAACAAGGUCAAUUAAUAUUAAAUUCAAAAGGUUGGUUUAGAUCAAAAGAAACUAUUAUACAUUCUGGAGAGGGACCAAUUUAUGCAAUUAAAUGGUGUGGAAUCUUUAUUGCAUGGGCAAAUGAUCAAGGUGUUAAAAUUUAUGAUACAAGUACAAAUACACGUAUAGCACAUAUACCAAGAAAAGAUGGAAGUCCUAGAGGUGAGUUAUAUCGUUGUUGUCUUUGUUGGGAAAAGCCAAAUCAAUUAAUCAUUGGUUGGGCAAAGAAUGUCGAGGUUAUUCAAAUUACAGAAAAGGUAGAUAUGUCAACAGGUAGCACAAUUAAAAUUGCACAAAUUAUGAAUCAAUUCCAAACUAAAUAUUGGAUUAGUGGUAUCGCACCUUUUGCAGAGGAAUUGGUUAUUUUAGGUUAUAAUGACGCCACAACUAUUGAGGGUUCAGAUGAUCCAACAUCUUCAUCUGCCACACCAAAAGUUUUGAACACUAGUGGUAGUACCUCACCAAAUAAUAUUACAGGAGCAUGGAACCAAGGUCGUGUUGAUAGUGCAUCAAAACCUUCAAUUCACAUUGUAUCUAGAAAAACAAAUAGUUCAAUCACUACUGAUAACCUUAAUGUUAAUGGUUAUCAACACUAUAAAGCAACUGAUUAUCGUUUAGACUAUAACACCGACGAAUCAAUCUUUUAUAUAGUUUGUCCAAAGGAUGUAGUUGCUGCCAAACCAAGAAAUUUAGACGAUCAUUUAACAUGGCUUAUGGAGAAAUUAAAAUACGACGAAGCAUUGGACAUUGUAGAAAAAGAUAUGAAGACCAUUAAAUCAUUACCAGCAGCACGUGUUAGAGAGGUGGGUGAAAAAUACAUAGAUUACCUUUUAGAGAAAAAAGACAUUAGAAAAGCAGCUUCUUUGUGUCCAAAAAUUUGUCAACGUGACCCAGAGCUUUGGGAAAAAUGGAUUUUUAGAUUCCUUAAAUUGGGUGGUCUCCAACCAUUAUGUCCUUAUAUCCCAAUUGGCAAUCCAUCAUUAAGUUGUGCAAUUUACGAAAUGUUCUUAAAUCAUUUCCUUCAAAACGAUCCAGAUAGUUUCUUAAAAACUGUAACAGAAUGGCCAUCAAGUCUUUACAAUAUCCAAGCAAUUAUAGCAGCAGUCGAAGAUAAACACUCUAGACAACCAAACGAUACUAUUAUGAUUGCUUUAGCUCAACUCUACACCUAUGACAAUAACAUGGAAAAAACUUUAGAUAUUUACUUAAAACUAAAGAGAGGCAAUGUUUUCGAAUUACUUAAUCGUUUCCCAAAUCUUUAUAACAGUAUCCAAAACAAGAUUUCAUUAUUCAUCGACUAUAAUCAACAAGAGGCUAUUAAAUUAUUAGUUGCAAAUACCGACAAGAUCCCAAUCCCAAUUGUUGUAAAUCAGUUAAAUGACAAAAGAGAGUACUUGCAUCGUUAUCUUCAUACACUUUUCCUUAAGGAUGCUCAUAUAGCUCAUGACCAUCAUGAAAAACAAAUUCAAUUAUACGCAGAAUUCGAACCAACACUUUUAUUAUCAUUCUUAAAGAAUAGUGGUCAUUACUCAUUGGAACGUGCCUUGGAAGAGUGUUCAAAGAAGCAAUUGUACGAAGAAAUGGUUUAUCUUUUAGGUCGUAUUGGUAACUCUAAAGAGGCAUUAAAUUUAAUUUUAGACAAACUUCAUAGAAUUAAAGACGCAGUAGAAUUUGUAGAGCAACAAAAAGAUGAAGAGCUCUGGGAAUACCUCAUCAAGAAAUCAAUGAACAAUUCAUCAUAUAUCAGUGAACUUUUAGAAAAUAUCGGUUCAAAUGUAGAUCCAAUCAAAUUAAUUCGUUUAAUCCCUGAAAAAAUGGAAAUUGAAGACCUUCGUGAUCGUCUUGUUAAAAUUUUAUCAGAUUAUAAUCUUCAAAUGUCACUCAGAGAAGGUUGUAGAGAAAUUUUAAAGAGUGAUUGUGUAAAUUUAGAAGAGGCUCUUGUAGACUCAUUGAGAAUGGGAAGAGUUGUAGAAGAACAAACUAAAUGUGCUACUUGUAGCCAACCAAUUAUUCUUCCACGUCCAGAUAGCCCAAUUGUUUUAUAUUUCUGUAGUCACACCUAUCAUAGUAGAUGUCUUAAAACCAAUAAUGAUCUUAAUACAAGCUCACCCAAUUCAAUUCAAGCUCAGAAGCAAUUACCACAAGGUCAACAAUCAUCUUCACAUCACCAUUCAAAUUUAGAAAUAUCAUUUGGUAACUGUCCAAUUUGUGUACAAUCAACUCAAAUUAAAUUAGCAAAAAAUUCAAGAAAACUUGGUCAAUAA
Messenger RNA from Dictyostelium purpureum, 3096 nucleotides. RefSeq lists its product as uncharacterized. The record is from RefSeq and is a predicted model, not a curated record. The transcript has 2 exons. NCBI's taxonomy places the organism in Eukaryota, Evosea, Eumycetozoa, Dictyosteliales, Dictyosteliaceae. Gene Ontology annotation, biological process: endosomal vesicle fusion; macroautophagy; vesicle-mediated transport. Gene Ontology annotation, cellular component: late endosome; HOPS complex. Gene Ontology annotation, molecular function: protein binding. Bases 1 to 3096 code for a protein of 1031 amino acids.